This is a messenger RNA of Rhagoletis zephyria (snowberry fruit fly), 1668 nucleotides long. The record is from RefSeq and is a predicted model, not a curated record. NCBI's taxonomy places the organism in Eukaryota, Metazoa, Arthropoda, Insecta, Diptera, Tephritidae.
AUGUCGUUAGAAAAACUAAGCGAACAGCAGCUGACUCGACAGCCUGAAGAAGUAUUUGACAUUCUCUGCAAACUGGGAGAGGGAUCUUAUGGAUCCGUUUUUAAAGCUUUACACAAAGAGUCUGGCCAAAUCCUUGCCAUUAAGCAAGUGCCAGUGGAAAGUGAUUUAGGUGAAAUAAUUAAAGAGAUAUCUAUUAUGCAGCAAUGCGACAGCCAGUAUGUGGUCCGCUACUUUGGUAGCUACUUUAAAGGAUCUGAUUUGUGGAUUGUUAUGGAGUACUGCGGCGGCGGAUCUGUGAGCGACAUAAUGCGCCUACGGAAGAAAACACUGACAGAGGAUGAGAUAUCGACCAUACUGAAGGAUACGCUAAUGGGGCUGGAGUACUUGCAUGAGCGCAGAAAAAUACAUCGUGAUAUUAAAGCUGGUAACAUCCUGCUAAACAACGAAGGACAUGCCAAACUAGCUGAUUUCGGGGUGGCCGGUCAACUAACCGACACAAUGGCCAAGCGCAACACCGUCAUCGGGACGCCCUUUUGGAUGGCUCCCGAGGUCAUUCAGGAAAUUGGUUACGACUGUCUGGCCGAUAUAUGGAGCUUAGGAAUCACCGCCCUGGAGAUGGCCGAAGGGAAGCCGCCCUAUGGUGAUAUUCACCCGAUGCGAGCCAUCUUUAUGAUACCAACGAAACCGCCACCGUCCUUUCGGGAACCUGAUCGGUGGUCGCCAGAGUUUAUCGACUUUGUACAAAAGUGCUUGGUGAAAAAUCCCGAGCAGCGAGCCACCUCUACCGACCUGCUGCAGCACGACUUUAUCAAGCGAGGCCCUACAGUGUCGAUACUUCAAAAGAUAAUCCAAGAGGCAAAAGAAAUUCAACAAGUUCAGCAAUCGACCAACAUUUGCUUUUCCAAUUUUAGUGACAAUCUGAACAAUGCCACGAUGGUCAGCAACAAAGACAUGACAUUACGCAUGACCAACAAUAUGAAUUCUCAAGAUGAUGGAACGCUUGAGCUGAACAUCUCUGCCACUUUGACGACGAGAACAAAUACAGCAAACUCAACGUCCGAUGUUGAAUCCGACCUGGGCACCAACAAAGACAUGACAUUACGCAUGACCAACAAUAUGAAUUCUCAAGAUGAUGGAACGCUUGAGCUGAACAUCUCUGCCACUUUGACGACGAGAACAAAUACAGCAAACUCAACGUCCGAUGUUGAAUCCGACCUGGGCACGUUGAUCAUCAAUGACGAAACUGACGACGAAGACUCGGACAAAACGCUUAAGCCUGCCUUCUUACAGCACUUUGAACUGAAGGAAAAUAUGGCACAACAAAAAACGAAAGCAGUUGAAGUGCAAGAUGCAACUCUUCUCGAGUAUCCAGUUGAGAAUGGGUUAGUGAAUAAUCUCAACGGCAUCAGUGACAAGCUCUCUCGGAUGGAAAACGGCGACGAAACAUUAAACAACAACAACAACAAUCCCAUUUCAAAAACAAUCAUGCUAGAUGGUGACUUUGAGUUUCUAAGAUUCCUGAGCUUGGAUGAUCUCAAGUCUCGAAUGGCCAAUUUGGACAUUGAAAUGGAGGAGGAGAUUGAAGAGUUGACGCGAAGAUACGCUGCCAAGAGGCAGCCAAUUAUUGACGCUCUUGACUCGAAAAAGAAACGCCAACAAAACUUUUAA